This is a messenger RNA of Rhododendron vialii, 482 nucleotides long. RefSeq names its product dolichyl-diphosphooligosaccharide--protein glycosyltransferase subunit 4A. The transcript is spliced from 2 exons. The record is from RefSeq and is a predicted model, not a curated record. NCBI's taxonomy places the organism in Eukaryota, Viridiplantae, Streptophyta, Magnoliopsida, Ericales, Ericaceae. The coding region runs from base 219 to 332 and encodes 37 amino acids.
GACCUGGGCUCGAAUCCCAGCAGCCACACCAAAUCUUUUUCCCUUUUUCCGCUUCCCUUCCCCCUCCAACGACGCCGUUUUCUUCCAAAUCUCCAAUCUCGAUCUUUCAUUUCUGCCCUCUCUUCGAUUUGUACACAGCACUCCCUCUCUCUUUCUCUCUCUCGCACCAGAGUCAGUCAACUGGUAGAAGAAUCGUCGUCGCAACCGCCGCCCCAAAAAUGAUUGAUGAUCAGGACCUUGGUUUCUUUGCUAAUUUUCUCGGCAUCUUUGUUUUUGCGCUGGUGAUCGCAUAUCAUUAUGUGGUGGCUGAUCCGAAAUAUGAAGGCAACUGAGUUUCUUUCUGUUAUCUGCAUGCUGCAAGAACGUCGUCCAGUUUAGUUUUUUCUGAUUGAGUUGUUUCAUAGAAGGCUAUACUGAUGUAGCUAAAACUUAUUGUCGACCUUCAUCAAACUUUUUGCUAUUUUUACAGUUUAUUCUCUCUC